Messenger RNA from Merops nubicus (carmine bee-eater), 499 nucleotides. RefSeq names its product FH1/FH2 domain-containing protein 3-like. The transcript is spliced from 5 exons. Gene Ontology annotation, biological process: sarcomere organization; cortical actin cytoskeleton organization; actin filament network formation. Gene Ontology annotation, molecular function: actin filament binding. The annotation marks the transcript as partial. Lineage: Eukaryota; Metazoa; Chordata; Aves; Coraciiformes; Meropidae. Gene Ontology annotation, cellular component: cytoskeleton; cytoplasm. The record is from RefSeq and is a predicted model, not a curated record.
CUUUGGGCCAGAUAAUGCUCUAUGUUGAUGGCAUGAAUGGAGUAAUAAAUCAUAAUGAAACCAUCCAAUGGCUGUACACACUUAUUGGGUCAAAGUUCCGCCUGGUGGUAAAGACAGCCCUGAAGCUGCUGCUCGUCUUCGUGGAGUAUGCUGAAUCCAACGCGCCGCUUCUAAUCCAGGCAGUGUCCACUGUUGAUGAAAAGAGAGGAGCCAAGCCAUGGUCUAACAUCAUGGAGAUCCUGGAGGAGAAGGAUGGGGUUGAUACUGAGCUACUGGUUUACGCAAUGACCUUGGUUAACAAGACGCUGUUGGGGUUGCCAGAUCAAGACUCCUUCUACGACGUGGUGGACUGUCUGGAAGAGCUAGGCAUUGAAGCUAUUUCACAGAGACACUUGAACAAGAAAGGAACAGACUUGGACUUAGUGGAGCAAUUUAACAUUUAUGAGGUGACGCUGAGGCACGAGGACGGAGACGAGAGCGCGGAGCCGCCGCCCAGCGG